Dimorphilus gyrociliatus is the source of this 5125-nucleotide messenger RNA. NCBI's taxonomy places the organism in Eukaryota, Metazoa, Annelida, Polychaeta, Dinophilidae. The record is from the annotation of a GenBank genome assembly.
AUAAUCUUAUUUACUAUUUAGUAAUUGUCUUUUGUACAGUAUAUAUAAUAUAAAUAUGUUAAUUAUUUAUUAAAAUAUAUAUCUAUAUUUGCAUAAUUUAUGCAAAACAGUUUUUCGUCGGUGAUAAAUGCGGUGAGAGGUCAAUUCCCAGAGUGAUAGAUAAAAGUAAAUGGAAAUUUAUUGAUACUAUCGUUGAUCGAUUUUCAUUGAAAAAUGAUUAUUUGCUCAGGAAAUGCUAUAGACUGGAUAAGAAUUCAAUUCCCGAAGAAUAUGUAUUGUUAGAUAUCGAUAGUAUACUUCCGUUUUAUUCGACUACAAGCAAAGAUUACGAGUUGAUUAGAAAUCAUUGCGUAAUUGAUUGGCUAAAUAUUAAGAAGCAAUUGAACUAUCUUAUCAGUGAAACUAUGUGUUACGCCUUAAGGAAUCAGCUAAUUGAUAAGAAAAAUUCACUGGAAUACUUAUACUAUGACAUCGAACGGCUGGUCGCUUAUAUAAUCUCUGAUAAUCCUAAAAAAGAUGACACUACUCUUGUUUGCAUUAGAAAUAUUACCAAUCUUGAAAAGUUUAGGCAUAAGUUUAAGAAUCAGCCUAUUACAGACUUGACAACGGAUGGACGAGUUUAUCCUGAAAAAUUAGCCGCCUUAAGUAAAGUUAAGAAGAUAAUAAAUGAUAAAUUAAGUGAUGAGAAUAUUAAUAUCAUAAACCUGAAAUACAACGAUCUCUUAACUAUAAAUAGUGAUAAAUAUCUUAAAGAAAUAGGGAGUUUCUUUUACAAAAAAUUGACAAACUGUAUAGAUAAUGCAACUAUUGAUUUAUCUAAUUACAAAGAUUUGUUUAAAAAUGAGGUUGUUUGUCAAGCAAAGAGAGUAUCAUCGUUAUUUUCGGAGUAUUUUAUAGGUAGGGAAAAUACCCUUGAAGAUUUGAAAAUCUUUAUGUUAGACGAUCCUCAAGUUCCAUUAGUAUUAUAUGGAGAAACUGGAAUAGGUAAAAGAAGUAUUUUAAUAGAAAUGUCAAAGAAUAUACGUAAAUGGUUAGGAGAUUCUACAAUAUCAAUUAUAAGAUUAGGAGGAACAAGCGAAAAGACAAGUUCAAUUGGCAAUUUUCUCUUAGAACUAUGUAAUCAUAUAAGAAUUGUAUUGAAAGUGGAUAAUUUCAUAGAUUCAAUAACUCAAAAGAUUAAUACUAGAUUAUAUUUUAAAGAAACCCUUAACCUUGCCGGUAAUCUUUUAAAAUCCGAUCAACAUCUAGUUAUAAUGGUUAGCGAUAUACAUUUAAUUAAAUUAGAGAGAGGAGGUUGGGAUAUUCUGUGGAUACCAAGACUACUACCAUCAAGGGUACAUCUGUUAGUGUCUUGCGAUAUUAAUGCUGAUAAUAAUUGUUUGUAUUCGUUGACACCUCAUCUAUCGUACGAUUGUUUAUAUAGAAUUGAAAGUAUAACUGAUAAUGAUGCUAGUUUACUCAUAGAUGGAUUAUUAAGCAUUAAUAAACGAACUUUGAAUGAAAAACAGAAAGCUAUUAUUCAAAAUUCUUACUCUAUUCAUAAGAAUCUUCUUGCGCUAGUGAUUAAUGUCCAUUUAUCUUUAUCGUGGAAUUCUUGGAAUGAUAUCUAUCAUCUUCCCUUCUCAUCCUGCCUUGAUGAUGUUAUUGAUAGAUGGCUCGAGUUUCUUGAAAGCCAAUUUGGUACUUUAUUUAUUAAUCGGUCGUUAUCAUUUAUUAGUUUAAUGGUCUAUGGUAUAACGGAUACCGAAAUGCUAGAUGCACUAUCCAGUGAUGAUGAACUAAUGAAUUAUAUUUAUACCGAUUACGAUCCAACUUCUUUCGAAUAUGUUAGAUUUCCCGAAAUGCUUUGGUUAAAAUUACGCAAGUCUAUUGAACCAUUCACCAGAGUUGAUAUCUCACACGAUUACGUAGUUAUAUGCUGGCAGUAUAGAGCGAUAAGAGAUAGAAUACUUAUUCGUUAUGAUCUUAAUAAAUUCAAUAUUAAACAUUUAAUAGAAACUUUGAAUUGCGGGAGAAAUGGUCGUCAUAGAGAUUUGCUAUUAACCAAAAGGAAUUUAAAGAUUGAAAAAGCCAAUCGAGGACUAUCCUUUCGGUUUAUAGAACCAAACUCUAUUCGGUUAUUUAAUAUUCUUCCAAGUCUUUUAGCUCAAUUAGACGAUAAUUUUGAGAUGUUAAAGACUAAGGUUAUAUUUCAUUUAGAAUGGUUAUGGUAUAAGCUAAAAUGCUGUGGUAUUCAAUCUAUUCUUGAUGACAUUUAUCUCGCAGAAGACUCACAUCACGACGCUCGUUACCUAAGAGAUUUAAUAUUAAACAUUACUGAUCAAUUAGAAAACGAUCCAGAUUCUCUAGCAACAAUUAUCUUCUAUCAUAUCCCUGAAGCCGGUACAAAUUCUCACCAUUUAACAUCUCUGAGAAAAGAAGCUUCAGAUGUAUUUCAUAAAUUGAAUAUUCCUUUAUUAAAACCAUUGUUACCAAUGACGACUUUAGCUGGUGGCAUCCGUAUCGCGUCGAUAGCGGGAGUGUCUCAUUGUUUGGAGAUUAUCAGUGAAAAGACUAUCUUAAUCUAUGGUUCAGAGCUAGGUUUGGCAUUUUGCGAUUUGACUGAUGGGCAAUUUUUAGGUAAUUUAGGUAAACCAAAGUUGUACGAUGACAUAAAGAUAGUAGGAGGUAUUAUUUAUCACACGAAUGGAAGAAAUCAAGUUUUCUCUUGGCUUCUAGAAACUGGUAGUUUCUUACAGUUAAUCGAAGUCUUUCCAAUAGCUAUGAGAAAGCUCAUAGAUAUAACUAUCAGGGAGAUAGACCAAUUGGAUAGUGUUAUUCAAUUAAUGGCUAUGUCUAAAAAAAGACACGCAGUGAUAAAGAUAAAUGAUGCGAAUGUUUAUGAUCUUAUGUCUAAAAGGGGACUAAUUAUAUUAAGCAUAAGAGAACGUAGAAUUUUAUCGAUACCGCCCAUAGAAGCUUUUGGAAAAACCAUUUGCGAUGUUAAUUAUACUCCAACUUAUAGCGAUAUCCUAAUAAGUUUAUCGCGAGACGGUAGUAAGCCAGCAAGUAUAAUUCUCAUAAAAUUUAGUAUGUUAAGGGAUUAUGACGAAGAUAAUCCUGACAAAUUUAUUCCCAAAUCAUAUAUUCAUACUUUCGCACUUAUCGAAGACAUUAUACCUAAAACUCUAUGUAUAAGAUAUUAUCAAGCUAUCGUUGGCUGUACAAACGAUUGUUUGGCAGUAUUUGAUAUAAGACAAAAGCUAUUCCUACAUCAGCCGUCAAUCGAAGAGAAAAGAUCAGACUGGCAAAUAAGAAUGCUUGAUAUUACAUUUACAAACGUUAUUAAGGUCUGCACGAAUAGCAGAACUUCUGAAGCUUGUCUAAGCAUUUUUGACCCAAUCGAUUCAACUAUUGACAAAAUUUCAAUCCGACUACUUUAUCAAAUACCAACUUCUAUGAAUUUAACAAACAAAUUUGCGCUUAUAGGCUUUCAAAAUGGACAUGUAACUAUUUAUAGUUUAGAAAAUUUGACCAUUUUGCAUGAUUUCUUAGCUCAUUCGGACGGUUCAGUAGCGAAUUGCUUAGCGUCUGUUGAAAAUAGCGUCAUAAUCACUUCCUCAAGUCAAAAUUCAUGUCACGUCUGGCAUUUACCAACACUGCUGGGUUCAGAACAUAAUUGGAUAGUUAGUUUUCCUAAAGUGAAUGCUAGAAAUAAAGUUCGUUUUACCGAAAAGUCAGAAAUGGUGACAGUACAAACGAUUAAAGAUCUUAAAAACGAUAGACAAGUGUACCUUUAUGACAAAUUGUCAAAUUUAAAUAAAAUAAAGAAAACUAUACCAGUAGGGAACCAACUUAAUUUAAUUAAUAAUCAAAGGAAUCAAAGGACAGCCAAAAAAUCUAAAUGGAUUCGAAACGUUGCACCCCGAAUCAUCUUUCCAUGCGAAGAAUAUAGAAAUAGAAUUUCUAUGAUCUUCUUGUCUAAAAAUGAUCAGUUUUUGAUUACUUGCAGGGAAAAUGACUCAGCAAUUGUAUGGAAUUUACUUGAAAAUUAUCCCAUUUUCACUUUGGAACUAGCAGAAGGAUCCAAUUGUAUAAUUACUAUUUUAGAAAUUAUUGAAAACACAAUUAUUGGCCUAGCAAGGCUUAAGAUAAAAUGUUUAGGUCAGACAAACAUUCUAUGCUCGUUAAGUACAGUAAUAAAGAUUAUUGAAAGAUUAACGGGAAAAUGCAUAAUGACAAGGACGGCUUUUAUAACGUCAUCUCCCAGUUAUAUAUUUAUUGAUAAUUCUCUAGAAUGGGGAAUAACUAUUCAAAAGGACAAUGCAUUUGUUUUAUGGCAAUUUCAAUACGAUUUGACAAUACCAGUAUCAAUUUCAAUCUUAUUAGAAACAAUACAAGUUAGGGAUUCGGGUCAUAUGAUCACGGGCACAAAGGAGGGUUGCAUUGUUCAUAUCGAUCUUAACUCACCUAAGGCGGAUGUAAGGAUUUUAGGUUAUCAUACUUCUCAAUUAACUUGCUUAGUCGCAAACAACGAUACUAUAGCGAGCGGAGACUCUUCGGGAACGAUAAAUAUCGCGUAUUUUUGCGAAGAUAGACAUCUUAAAUGUAGUAGUCAUACAGCAAAAAUAAACAGUCUUGCUUUAGCUCAAGAAGGAAAUCUCCUUGUAAGCGGAUCUGAUGAUAAAUAUAUUAAAAUAUGGAAUAGUCUAAUAGGUGAAGAACUGUGGAAAAUUAAAUGCGACUCUGACGUCUUUACAGUCGGUAUAACACAUCACGAAGAUUACGUUGUAACUUUAGUAGGGAAAAUGAUAAAUCGGUCAUUACAUAUUUUCAAAGUAGACUCAACUAUUAAGAAAUCAAUUAAGGAGAAAAUUAUCAUAAAGAAGAAAUAUUCUACAUCUUCCUCUCAAGAUUCGUCAACAACUGAAACGGUAUCUCUUCGCCAAAUACCAUAUCUAUAAAAAGAGAUUUUCAUUUAAGGAAAUUGUAUUUCUCUUUAAUUUUUCAUCUAAAUAUAGUAAAUUUUGAUUAUAGAAGGUAAAUAGUUUGCUCAGAAGCAAGUAUAGGCUGACAUUAGACUACAUGAGAAAUAUGAUCAUGGGAAUGUUAUUACCACUGUACCAAGUCAUAAGAUACGUUAAAU